This is a messenger RNA of Mytilus californianus (California mussel), 1320 nucleotides long. RefSeq names its product fibrinogen-like protein A. The record is from RefSeq and is a predicted model, not a curated record. The transcript is spliced from 8 exons. NCBI's taxonomy places the organism in Eukaryota, Metazoa, Mollusca, Bivalvia, Mytilida, Mytilidae. The coding region runs from base 167 to 1225 and encodes 352 amino acids.
AAUCCUUACUUACAACUCUUAACGAACGACGUUCAAAUGUAAUUUAAGUACCAUCUGGUGAAAGGUAUCGUGUGAGUUUUAAAGUAUGAACAAUUCACCUCACCACCUAUUAUUUUAACUUGAUUCUGAAGUAAAUAGUAGACCAGCGUAUACUGAAAUAGAUAGAAUGGAUAAUAUGGGUAUGGACGAACAUCUGAUUGAAAGUCAGAAACGCACAUUCUGGGUUCGUAAUAGAACAUUGAUAUACACUGCUGGUGGUUUGAUUGUUGGAUGUUUUGUAACAGUUGGAAUAAGUUAUCUUUUCUUCUCUCUUGGGAAGAACAAUGCACAAGGAAAUGUUCAGACAAAUGUUGGAUCAAUGAAUGCAGCGCAGCGUCAACAAAGUGAAACGAUUGAUGGAAAUGCAACGAUAAAUAAAGAUAAUUAUAUUCUAUACUCAAAAGAGGAUCAUACAGAACUUAUCGCUUUGCUCCAUAAAUUCAAAAAUGAGAGCGAAAAAGCUUUGCUAUCAAUGAAGGAUUCCAAAGAGGAAAUCAUUAAACUGCUAGCAGACUUCAAGAACAGAACUUCAAACAAUGACGUAAUGAGAGAUUGUGUCGACUGGCAGCAGAGUGGUAUGAGAACAAAUGGUAUUUACAGUAUUACACCAAUAGGAUUCACAUCAUUUGAUGUGUACUGUGAUAUGACAACAGAUGGCGGAGGAUGGCUGGUUUUCCAAAAAAGAAUAAACGGUACGAUAGAUUUUUUUAAAGAUUGGGUGUCGUAUGAAAACGGAUUUGGUGACAUCAACAGGGAAUUCUGGUUAGGCAAUAAAAAGCUACAUAUACUCACACAAGAACCUACAGAACUUCGAGUUGAUGUAAUGGCAUGGGACAACGAGAAAAGAUACGCUAAAUACUCGACAUUUAGGCUCGGUGAUGCUUUAUCAAAGUAUACACUGUAUGUAGAUGGUUACAGUGGAGACGCUGGUGAUGGUCUAGCUUUACACCACAAGGUCAAGUUCAGUACACGCGACCAAGAUAAUGAUGUAAAGCGUAAAGACUGCGCCGGGUCAAAUAAAGGUGCAUGGUGGUACGAGAAUUGUAGUCAUUCCUCUCUCAAUGGACAGUAUAUCAAGGGAACCGAUGGUGUCACGGGAAAGAACAUGGGUAUCAAUUGGGAAAAGUUUAAGGGUGACUACUACUCCAUGAAAACUGCAUCAAUGAUGCUUCGCCGGAAAGUUUGAUGUGUGCUGGGUUUUUUAUGUUUAAGACUAAACGUGGAUGCCUUAAAUGAAAUAGUGUUAAAGAAAACUAGUUAAUAAAUUAUGUUUGUAUUGAA